AGUUGUGUGAGCAGGUAUUUCUUUGGUAAGCUUCGGUGUGUCCGGUCAUGUUGUUCGAUAGCUGAAAUGAUAUUGAUGUACAUUUGCGUGUGAAAUUCGGUUCGGUUUAAUAAAGUGCAGUGAAACCGGUGAAACUACUAUGUACCCGUCGAACAACACGGACGAUAAAUUCGGUAAAAGUUGAAGCAUCGCGCUUGAAAUAGGCGUUGGUUGUACAAGGUACAAGAAAAACGACGCCAUCUUUAACAGGUCCAACACAACACACAAAAAAAUCGUUCAAGUAAGAGUAUGCGUUAAAUUAUGAAGUGAAAGAGAAAACGGUUGGGUACUUUGACAUAUCUACCGAACGAGUAACCGAGAAGGCAAGAGCUGCACAAGAAAAAAGUGAUGUUCUGAAGGCGUUCGAAGAACUGUGACGAUAUUAGUAAAUACGGAUUGAAGAUACAAGGUGCACUGUUGAAAAGAUCUGUUCCCCUGGUCUGAGUUGUUUGGAAGUGGAAAAUAAUUAGUGUAUGAAGAAUUGAGAAUAUAAUUACACUGCAAUUGUUAUAUUCAGAACGACGAUUCGUAAACGGCAAAGUGUAUAUUGGCCGUAGUGAAUGUAAAUUCGAGUGUAUUUUAUCAUUUUAACCUGGCACUUUUGCACAACUGUGUUGGUGGCUACGAAUGCUCCAACGUUAAGGAUACGGUAACAAUCUUGUACGUAAGGAACGGAGAACAUUUGACGGUGUCUACGAAGUUUUCGGAUACUAAUUCAAGUGACACGGAUACUGUGGUGCUAAGAGUCUGUCACGAUUAUCAUCCCAAUGGAAGAUCCAAACCGAAUGAUGGGAGGCCACGGUGGCUUAAUGCCACCGAAUUAUGGUAUGCCGACGAACGAUGGUCAAACAGUGGACAAUGAUCCUCGCAAACAAGAUAUCGGCGAAAUUUUACAGCAAAUCAUGAACAUCACCGACCAAUCGCUGGACGAAGCACAGGCCCGCAAGCACACACUGAACUGCCACAGGAUGAAACCGGUUUUAUUUGCUGUGUUGUGUGAAAUCAAAGAAAAAACAGUUCUAUCACUGCGAAACACCCAGGAAGAAGAACCUCCAGAUCCGCAAUUGAUGCGUUUGGACAACAUGCUGAUCGCCGAGGGAGUCGCGGGACCGGAGAAGGGUGGUGGUGCAGGUGCGGAUAGUGCCGCGGCAGCAAUGGCCGCUGCCAACGAUUUUCUGUCGCAAUCCGAUCUAACCGGUGGUCAAGAUAAUGCUAUCGAACACUCUGACUAUCGGGCAAAGUUGGCACAGAUUCGUCAGAUUUACCACCAGGAGCUGGAAAAAUAUGAACAAGCCUGCAGCGAAUUUACCACGCACGUCAUGAACUUACUAAGAGAGCAAAGUCGUACAAGGCCUAUUACUCCAAAAGAAAUUGAACGAAUGGUGCAAAUCAUCCAUCGUAAAUUCAGCUCCAUCCAGAUGCAGCUCAAGCAAUCAACCUGUGAAGCCGUAAUGAUCCUGCGUUCCCGAUUCCUGGAUGCUCGAAGAAAAAGACGUAAUUUCAGUAAGCAGGCUUCUGAAAUUCUUAACGAGUAUUUUUAUAGCCACCUUAGUAAUCCUUACCCAUCAGAAGAAGCGAAGGAAGAACUAGCGAGGAAAUGUGGUAUCACGGUUUCCCAAGUGUCGAACUGGUUCGGUAAUAAACGUAUUCGCUACAAAAAGAACAUCGGCAAAGCGCAGGAAGAAGCGAACCUGUACGCUGCUAAGAAGGCAGCCGGUGCGUCACCGUACUCAAUGGGCGGGCCACCGAGUGGUGCCGCCACACCAAUGAUGUCUCCUGCCCCGGCCCAAGAUUCAAUGGGAUAUUCGCUCGGGUCUGGUGGUUACGAUCAGCAGCAGCCAUACGACGGCAGUAUGGGAUAUGAUCAGUUACAUCAGGAUCUCAGUCCUUGAAUUGCAGCUAGAAUAACGCUAGAUGAAAGGGUUCCAUAAUUCCGAACGCCAACGCCAACGUUUUGCGGUAUUAAUAAGGACAGCAAAUUUUUCUGUUUAAAAUUUCAUACAAUGUUGUUUUGCAAACAGUUUCACUAUAAAUAUAAUGCAACUACAACUUGACAGCCACCGAGUCACAGAACAAAUGUGCACAUACUUUACGCAAACUAGCAGAUGUUGUGCUAAUGUGCUAAUAAUGUGGGAAAGUGUUGAACUCUAAUUUUUACUUCUAACAAUCAAAUACAUCACACUUCAAAAUAGUACGAAGUAUACGGAUAGGAUUGCAUUCAAUAGACUUUUAAUAGUAAAAUAAAGUGAGUAGUUGUGCAGAGCAUUUUUGGUUUGUCGAAAACUGCUAUAACUAUUCUACAUCUGAAUGAAGCGUGCGAAUGUAUGAAAAGGAACCGGAUACAUUUUGCAAAUCUCCUUGCAAUAGUGUUAGAUAAUACGAACUAGGUAAAGCAACGUUGCAGGAAGGUACGGAAGUAACGGGGCCAGUGUGUGUGUAUUGGUCAUUGCAAGGUUCACAAUCUCAAAGCAGAAAAUUAUUGUCGUGCGUCUACAGUUUUACUUUUUUGUUAUGUAUAAAUCGAGUUCGCGAAAAUCGAAAUAAUUUCACUACAUCACUUUCUGAAAACCCAAUGCAAAUGGAUACGUGUACCAAUUGUUAGAUCUAUUUUAGCUAUUGUUUUGACUGUUCUCAGAUUACUUUCGCUUUUAUUACGGAAUUGUUCUCAUGAUGCGAUUACACAUUACAGCAGUUGUUUCAUUUUUAUGUGUUUUGCAUAUUCGUCGACUGCAUUAAGUUAUGUGCAUAAGUCAUGCAAAAUUAUUGCUUAUAAACCUUCCAUUAAGUAUUUGGUUUUCAUAUCUACUGUUUCAUUACAACUUGUCAGCCGCUAUUUAGUCCACAACAGUAGACUAAUGUAAGAAGAGGAACAUUCGUUCAGCAUCUGAUCGGUAUGUCUGUCAUUUUCAUUUUUAUUGAAUCUCAUAAAUUAAGCACUUUUUUAUCGUUUAUAUCAUAUCCUUUGUGUAAAAUGGUGGUAAAAAUUGUGUGGUAAAAAUAGCUUUUUUUCAAUUAGCAAUAUCCAUUUGCUAAAGGUUAAACGAUUUUUUUUUACGAAAAAAGCUUUGCGGGUGAACAGUGAAUGAAAAAUAUGAGAGUGAGUUUAUGAAACAAAGAGUUACAUUUUUCAGGUACAAUUCAAACACAUUGAAUAUAAACAAACACUCAAAAAACAAAAAAUCGUGGGUAAAGCUGAAAAACAAAACUACUGUGUAUACCAUUAGUUAAUAGGAUUACAUAAGAUCAAUGAUAGCAAACAGCAGUAAACAAUGGAAGCAACAUGGAAUAACAAAAGAAGGAAAAAGGAAAACAUAAUGCUUUGAUCAAGUACGUACGAAAGAUGAAUAUCUUAUGAACCUGACACUAACAUACAUCAACACAAUAAUGUGACCACAUCGAAGUUGGAAUGUAAAAGAUGAGAAAAAUGUAUCUCAUAUAAUAAACAAAAAAAAAUCACGAAACGAAACUAACAUGAAAUGGUAGCGCACACGCGGAAUUCGGCCAAACUGUGGAAAAGUUAUACAUUUAAAGGUAUAUAUAUACAUAUAUAUAUAUAUUUAUUAGUAUUUCAUUUUAGGGAAUAUUCGACGAUUUGAACGAUUAAGGUCAUCAUGCAUGUGCAUUAUUUUAGCAGAAAUUUGCUUAUUUCAUAUAAGAAGUUGAAACGAAACAUGAACGACGUCGUCGUAAGUAGAGCGUUAAAGGAGUGACGAAACAGACAGCAGAGAGGAAUGUGUGUAUACAAGCUGUAGUAGUGGGAGAAGUUUGAUCUCCUGAUCAUUAACUGUGACUACCACUGAUUACAUCGGCAAGUACGCUAACACUUCAGCGCGGGUUGUCAGCACCGGUUGCAAUGUUUGCGGUGCAAAAACAUUCAAAUUAUAUACGUAAUUAAAAUGUAAUAAAUAGUAAGAAUCUUUCCCACUCCCCCCAAAUUUACACCGCAUCUAGUUAUGUGGCCAAUAUCUGCUACAGCGGGGGAACAGGAUCGUUGAGGAUAAUUUUUACUAAAAGAAGACGACCGGAAGCCUAUCAAGUGCAGGCAUUUAAUAACAGGUAUCAUUUCAUUUUCGUUUCUAUUUUUCAUUUCUUUCGUCAUGGCAAUAUGUGUUGCAUUUUUUUUUCUUUGCUCUGUGAGAUAGAAAGCUUAUGGCACGAACUAAAGUUCGCUAAUGUUUGUCGUAAUAAACAUUCUGGAACGCGCGAGAGUGUUGUUUAGUUUUGUUUGUUUGUUUGCUUUCCAUAUCUGUAGUAGGUUUUGUUUGCUUUCUGUUGUAGGUACAAAGCAUGUUUGCUUGUUAAUGUGGUACCAUGUUUCUUAUAUCUUUCACUAUUACUGCAUGAAUAUGAAAAGUCUGACCAGUAUUUUGAAAAGAAAUAGACAUUUGUUUUGCGGUUUGUUUUAUUUUAUUCUUUUACUCUACUGUACGCUUUUGCUGGACAGUGAGAAUACGAACAACACACAUUCAAUUUAAUUGAAAAUCAUAUUUCUACGAAGAAAAUUCAUACGUAUUAAUCUAAUACAUGCAAUAUUAGCAGAGUAUGAAAUUUAAAAAAUGAGUUAUGUAUAAAUUGGGUUACAUUAUGUUUUGCAUUUCUCUCACUGUCUAUUGUGUGAAUCAGUUAGAGUAGUUAGUGGAAAGGGAGAGUUUUUAAUUAUUAGACAUCAGUUAUAACCAUAGCUGGAUGCACAAUGCCUCUGGUUAAAAAACUCACACAAAAUAACAAACAAAAAAAAAACGUCUGAAACGUCAACGACAAUAUACGUAUGGAAUGUGUAUCUAAAUGCAAAUCUUCUAGAAAUACUCAGUGAAAAUGAAAUAUGGCAGCACGUAAGGUAACGAUACUUAAAAUGCAAGUGGGAAAGUGUGUUGGGUCGCCGCUUAUGCAGAAAUGCAAACAAAGAGAAGCAAACAAAUCAUUUGUAUACGAAUUAUUAAGGAAGUAAUUUAAAAGAACUAUUCACUACAUUACAAAUUAUACCAACACCUUUGUGAAUAGUGAAAGUUUCUCUGUGCAGUAGUAGAAGAAAAACAGAGAAAGGGUUAAAAAAACACAUAAUGGAGAAGCUUACGGAACAAAUGCAUUAUAUAGAACAUAUUCAAAUUUAUUUUCUAUGACGAUGAUAAUGAACGCUCGUUCAGAGGACACACGGAUGGGAAGCUGUACGUUCUCCACUGAGAACAUACUGUUGAAUGACACAAUAAUUGUAAUGUUUGUUGGAAUGUCUCAACACCAUAGCAAAUUAUAAAACAUGUACAAAAGAGCAAACAAAACAGCCAAGCACAAAAAGGUUUAUCGUAUAUUUUCUAGACAUUUGUUCUCAAUGCCUUGUUUUCUGUGCUUCCCUCGUAAAGCAAUCGCCGGUGCACAAAUUGUUUCAACAAGAUCAUUUAACUUUUUUAGUUUGGAAGAAUUUGCAAUGCUAAAACAAAUUCACCUUCUUGCAACAAAACAGUGCUUAGAACAAAACAAACUACAUUAGAUACAGAAGACAGAAAGUGAAACAAACCUAUUAAGCGUGGAUGAAUAUGGAUUUAUCUAUGGAAAACUAAGACUCCCUCAGGUAUACGAAAAAGCCCGGCAUUCUCGCACAGUGGCGGCGGGCAGUAAGAUGUGAACACUGUAAAUUCACGUUGCAUCAGCUUUAAAUACAUUUUACAGUUGAUUGAAUAGAUUGGCAUUGCCGUGACAUCAUCACUUUUGGUGGCAUUGUUUUUCUUCGCCAUUAUUAUGAAAAUUAUUGCUUUUUCACGCUGGUAUCUAACGAAGUACUUUGUAGAAUUCUUACUUUUCGUUCACUAUAACAAAACGGCGUUAUUUUCUAAAAUAGCUCGCAAUGUAGAUCAAUGUUCACUUUCUUCAAUAACAGGAAAUUGUGUUUUGUGCUGUUUCUUAUAAGAAAAGAUGAAAAGUUUUUCGAAAUGGUUUAGAAAUAAUAGCAAAAAAAUAUGCUGGGUGAAAUCAUUUGAAAACUGAAACGCAGCACUGACAGCAUAGUUUGUACUUUUGUUUUUAUUUUUGUUUCUUCAACUUAUUUGUAACAAAACAUAAAACAUUGAUUGCAAUUAUUGUAGUGCUCAUAUGCAAAACAAUGUCCCCAUGAAUGUGUGUAUGUGUGUGCGUCCGCAAAGGGCCAUGAAGGUGCGAUACAGUUGUGGACAAUGUGUGUGUGAGAGAGAAAAAGGAUUUCUCCUCACCUUCCCUAUUAAUAGACCUUUAAAGAAUUAUUAAGCAAACAAAUAAAACCUACGAACGCGAAGCAGCACGUAAGAAAAAGAGCACACAACUAAAAAAACGAACAGUGGGAGUAAGAAACGAAAGCAUGUAUACGAAAACGAUUUAAAAAUCUAUCUAUUAAAUUAAAAAUUUUAUGUGUACUUAAUUAUAAUGCUACAUAAUAAUAAAACAAAACACAAACAGAAAGAUAUACUAGAAAUUAA
This is a messenger RNA of Anopheles funestus (African malaria mosquito), 6482 nucleotides long. RefSeq names its product homeobox protein extradenticle (gene exd). The record is from RefSeq and is a predicted model, not a curated record. Lineage: Eukaryota; Metazoa; Arthropoda; Insecta; Diptera; Culicidae. Gene Ontology annotation, molecular function: DNA-binding transcription factor activity, RNA polymerase II-specific; RNA polymerase II cis-regulatory region sequence-specific DNA binding. The transcript has 8 exons. The coding region runs from base 807 to 1931 and encodes 374 amino acids. Gene Ontology annotation, cellular component: nucleus. Gene Ontology annotation, biological process: neuron development; embryonic organ development; animal organ morphogenesis.